UGUGAACAUAUAUAUACACAAACUAUCUGACGGUCGCUUCAGGUUGAGUUUUAAACGAUUGCUUGUGGAGAAUCUUCGGUUAUAAACGGGAAAAUAUUGUUAAAACUAAUUAUAAAGCAAAUGUAUUAUAAUCAGAAUAUUGUGUUGUUGACCUAUACAAUUUUAAGAAUAAAAUGUUAUCGCGGGUGUUCAAUAUUAAGAAAUAACGUUUUGUGGUACCUCUUUUUCCUACUGGUAAAAUAUAAACGUAGUAGUGGGACCACUUGCCAUGCCAAAACAAACGACUCGAAAUGUCAUUUGAUAAUUGUUUGCAUAUUUCUUAUUAUGCAGAAGGGAUGAAGAGAAAGAGAAAAUGUCAAAGUGAUUUUACUACGUAGGUGUCGCUGUGAUAAAGCGGUGGCUACCUUGUACGCGUUUUCGAAGUUCGAAAUUUCGAAAACGUUCAACAGAAAAUGUCACUCGUCGCGGUGCGGUGCGAGGAAGUUUACUCCAUUUCCACGCCAUAUUUGAUUUCACGAAAGAAGAAAGCAAUUUUUGUGUGAAACUUAAUUUCAAUUUCGUAGUAAUAUUUGGAGUUCAACAAAAUGAGUUUUAUGUAGAAACAACGUAGAAAACUAUUGGUCCUGCAAAAAUAAAUCGUUGGGUACGAUACUGUGCCAUUAAAUAAAGUCCAAAUGGCGCAAUAUUACCAAAUACAAAACCUUGAAGAUUUAAAGCAAAUCUACACAGAUGUGCAAGUUGUUCACGUUGCUAGUGAAGAUGUUGGAGUCGGAGGCCAUAACCGACCUCAGCAAUUACUUCUGCCGGAUGAUCAACUGAUGUUGAACGAAGGGCAGCAGGUAGUUUAUCAAACUACAAGUGUACCAGCACAGCAGCAAUACCAGCAGCAGCCCACAGCUACAACUACUCAAUAUAUAAUAGGAGAUGAAAUCUCGCAACAGCAACAACAACAAACAGUUCAACAUCAGCAACAAGUUAUGUAUGACCAUCAUCAUCAACAACAGCAGCAUUAUGUACAUGAGAGCCAACAGUUGCAGCAGGAUCACCACCAGUUGGCCCAGCAAACACAACAACAGACGCAAUUAUAUUAUACCACCGAGCAAAUAUUACAACCGAAUUCCUUAGUACAGCAACAACAACAACAGGAGAUGCAACAUCAACAGCAACAACAGCAACAAUUACAUGUUCAACAACAGCAAUAUCAACAGCAGCAGCAACAACAGCAACAAAUUGUACAUCAGCACCAUUCAAUGCCGACGCCACAACAAACUCAACAAAUAGUUUAUCGGAUGCAACCCCAGCAACAAUCACAAAAUCAACAAACUCAAAUGCUUAACAAUGCACAUGUUAUAUUACAACAACCAUCGGGGCAACAGGUAUUAAUUCAGUCACCACAACAUCCAGAAAUAAUUAUGCGUCAAUCAAUGCCACAGCAACGUAUUAUAUACAAUACUAAUCGUGUACUGUAUACACCGCAACAGCAACAGCAACCUCAAACUCAAACGAUUCUGCAGCAGUCUCCACAAACGCAUCAGCAACAUCCUCAGCAGCAGCAACACAUACAAUUACAAGCAACUCCCACGACAAGUCCAAUUCACACAACAACACGUUUAGUUCAGGCGAGAGUUGGUGCUUCGCCACAAGAAACGGCACAACAACAUCAACAAACGCCAACGCAACAAAAUGUUGUAUUUCAUCCUAUUCAAGCAACUACUGUCCAAAAUCCUCAACAGUUGAAACCCCAAAUACAACAGCAAUCUCAAAUGACAAUACAGCAAACACCGCAACAACAUUUAGUGGCCUCAACCAUGAGUGGAGGGGUAUCCGGUGGUGGGGUUAUGCGUGGUGCUAUUCGUAAUAAAUCACCACGAGGAGGUGGUGCUCUUGGAAGUACUCAUACUUUAAUCGCACGUAUGCCAGUUACUACAGUAGGUCGAGCUAUACGACCUCCAUUAGUAACACCAAUACAGUCAACACAAAAUCCCAGAGCAACCAGGCCUAGGGGGGGAGCUGCUGGUGGUGCACGUGCACGUGGAGCGGCUCGUGGAGCACGUGGAGGUGCUGUAAUUGCUAGUAGAAACACACAGGCAGCCACACCAGUAGUACAACCACAACAACAAUCACAACAGUUGCAAGCUCAACAACAAAUAACUCCAUCUCAACAGAUCAUCCAAAAUGCAAUGAACAAAAACAUAACAAUUUUAAACCAACAAGGGCAAGUAAAGCAUAUUUACCGAAAUAUUGGUGAUAGUCAACAGCAACAAUUGCAAUUAGUAACGGGUACAUCGCAGGCGCAACAGCGUUCAACACAAAUAGUUGGAGCACGUUUCCGUACUCCAGUAGUGUCCACCAGUGGGAAUACGAAUAGUGGUAACAAUUCCAACAGUAGUGGUAAUAGCAGUGGCAAUUAUGAAUUAGAUUUAGAAGAUAGCAUUCAAGCAGUAGUAGUAAAGAAAGAUCAGCAAAAACCGCCGGGAUCGACCUCCAACAUUGCUAACCCUGUGGGUACUACUCUGACAAGUUACUUUGCCAAAGAUGACGAUGAUACACGCUUAGUGCGGACUCAGAACGGCGCGUGUAUCACCUUAGCUGAAUAUCGCAAAAGACAUCCCCCUAAUCCCGGCUCAGCUGGUACAACGACAACUACUAUUUUGCAAAUGAAAACACCAUUGCGAGCAAGCGGACCUCCUUCCUCAAACAAAAUACUACCAGCGCAUUCGUCCGGAAAUACUGGAAUAGUCCCAGUUGCACGAGUUGCUCCUCAACCAAUUCAGUCGACUCAGCAAACGCAACAAUCUCAAACAGCGUUGACAACGACAACAUCGUCGUCAGCUGUGCAUCGCACAUCACAUAAUAACUACGAGAUUCAUACACAACAUGUUAUGCAGAAUAGGAAUAAUACGCAAAUGGCCGAAAAGGAUAGAAACAGUGCCAAAAUGUUGGUUAUAUUAGUGUCAGGUGAACAGCGGCUGAUAACCUUCACCUUGCCACGAGAAUCAUGUACCGUUCAAGAUUUACUUGAGCAAGUAGGCGUGCCUUUUGAUAGUUCGACCACUAUACAAUGCGUAGAAAAUCCCGGUGCAAAUAUCGAUUUUGUUGUAACGGUCGGUUUUUCGGUUCAGGAAUCUGCCAGCGAACUAAUAUCUCGUGCCGAACAAACUUUGCAAAUGAAUAGACAACAGGAUCCAAUGGGUGGCAACAACUUAUCAACAUCUAAUACUUCUUCAGGUGGUAGUAAUACAGGAAAUACAAAUGUGCCGCAAGGAACUGUUGGUCAGUCAGCAGUAACAACAAAUUAUGGAAAUUUGGCAAGUAACCCAGCUCAAACACCCAGCGCAGUUGUUAACGAAUCUACACAUAAAGAUGCAAAUAACAGUAAUGCCGCAGCAAAUACUACUAAAAACAACUCUAGUUCAUCCUCUAACACAACGGAGGAUGUUCCACGUAAAAUUAUACAAGGAUUUCUUGCUGUAUGUCAAAGCUGUGGCUUCAGCGGGUAUGAUCAUGCUAAAUGUGAACGAUGUAAACGAGUUUUUCUCGAACCGCCAAAGCGAGUUCCUUCUGUCAAGAACCUAGGAAAUAACGCUUCAAUGGCAGUGGAUUCGACUUUGUCAAAGUCGAUUUCCAACAGUGAAUUUAUGGCAAGUGAUAAACGACGAGGCAGUGACGCAUUAGCACGCUCUCAAGCUAAAAAUGCGCUAAAUUCCUACGGUAGCACCGGUAGUACUACUUCGGCGCGAGGCCGCGGAGGUCUUAGCGCCACUGCACGCGGACGCGGCUCACGUAGUGGCCGUCGAACAGCCGAAGUAGAACCUGUAAUUCUUACACUUAGCAGUGACGAGGAGGAAGACGAUGAAUCAUCAAAUAAGGUGUCUGGAUCGUUUUCUACAAUGUCCAAUGCUGCAAAUUCUUCAGCCUUUAAAACGCCAACUUACGAACCCUUGAGUUUUGAACACAGCAUGCCAGAUUUAGAUGAAAAUGCAAUUUACGCAGAUUUUCAACGUGAUGAUGUGACUGAUCUAUCUAAUUGUACCGAUAAGCUAAGUACGGCGUUGCAGUGCAAAGUUGUACGAAUAGGAACAUACCGCUAUGAGCCAAAGGAGCCGGUGACAUUCACAUCGAAAGGUGUCUGCCUUGUAGCUCCUUUGGUUAAUAAUCCAAAUGAUAGUUUCCCUUUGCAUAUACAUAAAAGGGAAGUUGUAAAAAUUAUUGCACAUUUCUCGAAAGUUUCGGAAUCUAUGCUGUGUUUCUACACUUUACGUAAUUGUGCCCAGUACAUAAAGAACAGUUUACAAAUGAAGGACAAUGGCACAACGCUUGAUGGCUCUGCUUAUUUUUCACCCAAUGGUCCAUACCAAGUUCGUAAAAUAAUUCUGCAAUUUAGUUCAUGCUCGGAUCAAUCACGUAAUGUAAUAAAAUCAAUUUGGGAUUUCUUCGAUGAAAUAUCUGACGUAGAUGCACAAGACCUUUUACAACGUGCAGAAGCAACUGAUAGACAAAUAUCAAAUAAAACUAACGAAGCCGCAUCCACAACAUGUGUAACCACGACCCAACUAAACCCUAACGAAAUAAAACAAUUGCUGAUUUAUCCACCCGGUAAAGGUGGCAUUUCGAUCAAUACCGAAGACUAUCUUUGCCUUGCCACGGACCAGUAUUUAAACGAUAUAAUAAUCGACUUUUAUUUAAAAUGGGUUCAUAAUAAUGUGGUACCAGAGGCGCAGCGUGAACGUGCAUUCAUUUUCAGUACAUUCUUUUAUAAACGCUUAACGACGCUGACACGGCAUCAUCAUAACCCAGAUAAAGAUGUUAAACAGACUGCAGCGCAAAAACGGCAUGCUCGUGUUCAAAAUUGGACAAAGAAUGUUAAUCUAUUUGAAAAGGACUUCAUCAUUAUACCAAUUAAUGAGCAAUCGCAUUGGUUCCUAGCUAUUAUAUGUUUUCCUACGAUGAAAGGUCCUGUAACAUAUGAUACUAAUAUCCCAGUGGAGCCUCAACAAUUAAAAAAACAAAAAGGGAAAAAGGUCUCGCUGCAAAUUGGUAAUACGACAAUUACACCACUCUCCAAACGGGAUAGCAGUACGAUGUUAGCAGAAGUGUGUGGAGUAGGUGAUGAUGACAGCGAACGUGAUGAAGCAGAAGGCGACGAAAGUGAUUUAGCAUCAGAUGAUAGCGAUUUUGACAGUGGUGCAAGCACUUCGGCUGUAUCUGCUACAAUAAGUGGAGGGCUGGCGGCAUCCAAUAAUAAUUUGUCAAAUAGCAAUACAAGUAUUAGCGGAAUUAAAUCUCAAGCAAUUAAACAACCGUUAAUAUUAAUUUUCGAUUCUCUGGCGGGAGCUUCUCGUAGUCGUGUUGUUGCCACAUUACGAGACUACCUGACCUGUGAAUAUCGAGCUAAAAUGUCAGAUGUUACUCCUCACGUAUUCAACAAAGAUAAUAUGCCAGGGCAUUGCGUGAAAGUGCCACAGCAAAAUAACUUCACAGAUUGUGGUCUAUACCUAUUGCAAUAUGUAGAACAUUUUUUUAAAGAUCCAAUUAGAGACUACAGACUGCCAAUCAAACAGUUGAGUAAUUGGUUUGAUACAUUAACAGUAACGCGCAAGCGCGAAGACAUUUCGCAACUAUUGCAACAGUUAAUGAAUGAGAGAAAUGGACCAAAUCAUCAAGUUAUUUUGCCGGAAAUACCAUUGCCCACUUCAAAUGGACAGCUUGUCGAACCCCCUGAGGGAUUUAAUAUUGAAUUCGAAGAGGAGGAAACUGGUGAAGACGCUGCAGAAGAGGAUGAUGAUAAUACGGAUGUGGAUGGUACACCGAACGAUGCGGACGGUACUGCUAGUAGUACACAUACGGAUGAACUGGUUAAUGUUAAAAUACCAACUACAAAAACGGCGACAACAACAACAGCCCUAGUUCCAACCCAAGGACGAAAAAUUGUCGUUAAGAGGCGAUUGCAACAAGUGAGCAGCGCAACAGUUGGUAAUAAUAAUAGCGAAAAUUUAAACACAACAACGUCGGUUGUAACGGGAGUUGCGGGGCAAAAUAUACGUAGUGGGAACCAAGCUAAAUAUCGCAAAUUCGAAUAAGUUACAUCACUUAUGUACAUUUGCAGAUUGAAUUAUAAAACUCUAUAUUAGCGUUUCAUUAUGACUGCAGAGUUAGAAGCACCAACUCGUCUAUUUAAUAAUAUAUGCAUUAGUUUAGUGAAUGCUGACACUUAUAUUUAGUCCCCAGCUAUUUUGUUGUGUUAUCUUCGUUGAUACGUGUGCUUUAUAAGAUAGUUUUAUAUAUCUUAAGCUACUAAAUAAUUUAUAUGUGUAUAGAAAGGAAAGAAUGAAAACCUUAUCAGUAAAUGAGUACCAUUAGAAUUUGGUUUAAAUAUAUAGAUUUAUAUACUAAGUAAAUAACGGAACCCUUAUAAAAACAAAAUUCAUUUUUAUUGUAUAGAAUUUUAUUUUUAAAUUUGAUACGUUAUUCCUACUGAAAAUAAAAACCACAAAUUCUAAUUUUUAACUAAAUAAUUUGUUGCAAAAAUA
This is a messenger RNA of Bactrocera dorsalis (oriental fruit fly), 6530 nucleotides long. RefSeq lists its product as uncharacterized. NCBI's taxonomy places the organism in Eukaryota, Metazoa, Arthropoda, Insecta, Diptera, Tephritidae. Gene Ontology annotation, biological process: protein desumoylation. Gene Ontology annotation, molecular function: SUMO-specific endopeptidase activity. Gene Ontology annotation, cellular component: cytoplasm; nucleus. The transcript is spliced from 11 exons. The record is from RefSeq and is a predicted model, not a curated record. The coding region runs from base 675 to 6080 and encodes 1801 amino acids.